GCCAGACAAAUUAUGAAUAAGGAACUAUACUGUCGUUUCAAGUGAUAUUUCAAAUAAAAUAAUACCAUGGACCUAGUACAAACGGAAAUUGAUCUCUUUCAGUAAUUACAAUUAAGCAUCGCAGGAGCGUUUUCAAUGAAUGAUCGUAAAUACAGUUUGCCUCUGAUGCAUCGGAAUAAUAUUGUUUUACAUGCGAUCAUUAUGCAGGCAUCUAUAUUAAAAGUCGGUGAACUUGAACCAACCAAGGUUUCGUGAAACCGAACUCUGUGAAAGUGGACCACGUUAUUUGAAUCUGUCUUUCUCGCUUUUGCGACGUCCAUAAUAAUGAUAACCAUCUAGGAGGUAGGCUUAGUUGAAUGUUGGAGGCCAUUCUGUAAGGUGCAUAUACCAUAAGAGGCUGUGAACCCUAUAUCAACUCUCCAACAUGCUAAGACUUGUGACCCUCGGAGCUCUGAUACUAGCCGUGUCUGCGGGGGCACCCAAUUGUUGUGGGCCGGAUCAAGUCAUGGCAGGAGUGGGUACAACGAAAAGCUUUCAAUAUGAUGGACAGUCCACAGCCUACGCCAGCUACGCCAACGGAGCUUUUGAUUUCCGCAACGGAGACUAUGGCUACUAUCUGACCGUACACCCCGGUCGGUCCUGGCAGUCAUCAUGGCGUAUAAUCCAGAAUUAUACUGAGCAAGUACAAUGGGUGAUUUACUACGACGGCAAGACGGAGAAGUGUAUGAAGCAGGCAAUCACACAACCGCCACCAAACAAUUGCCUUCCCGGCAAUGCCGAGUUCCAGGCGCAGAUGACUUUUGGAGGCAAGAAUGGACUGGUAGCAGAUUGUUACACUUAUGGAAUCCACUAUCCCCAUGUGCCGGAGGACACAUUGGCAUAUGCCACCGUCGUCCACAAGAACUGUUACCCUCUUACCAUCGCACUCAUCGGACAGAAGUUUGACCCAUAUUGGAAUUCAACAGUGAAGUUCAUGAGCACAUCUGGCUUUGUAAACAUGGCCGUUGGGAUUCCUAACCCUGAUGCUUGGUUUACACCACCGGACUCAUGUCGCAGGGGUAACCGUGUGUCACCACGCUUUUCUCGAGCUCUUCCAGACUUCGAUCUCAAGGCCUACCACCUGCCAACUUUCUUCUAAGAGACAAUAGGCCCGUUUCAUGAAACAGUUUAUAAUAACCAAUUUGGAUUAACAGUUAAAAGCUACUGAAAUCCACCAUUCUGAUUGGCUGGUAGUAAAUUUGUUAUAGAAAUCGUGCAUUUGUUGUUAUAACAAUUCUUUAUGAAACAGGGCACAGUUCACCACGUUAAGCAGUUCACACUUCACACAAUUUCGUUAAUUCUUAUUUUGAGUCCGAUUAGUUAUAGGUAUUGGCAUAUAUAGCCAAAAUUGAUGCACAAUAGGCUUUUAGUGUAGUAGGUUUCACGGUACACCAUGUAUCUUUCUUGGGCAAGUGUUGGUCCUGAAAAGAACCACCCAAUCUCUAUAGGUUUUUAUCAAUUUAAUUGAAAACAGUUAAUAUAAAAGUAAAAGGCAAUUUGCAGGAAAUCUAUCUGAUUUGGAGAUUAAUAAUAUUGUUUGUUGUACAAUACUCAUUUGUGAGGCUGAGAUGCACUAGUGUAUCGCUCUAUAUAAAGCUACACCAUAUGAAAAUGCAUCAACAAUUUAAAGACAAUACUACAUGAUUGUAAUGAUACCCUCUCCCAUUGAGGUCAAAUAAAGCAAGCUGAUUAUCUUUUUUUUAAAACUUUUUCACUUGUUCUGCUGCAAUGCUGUUAAAUUUUCUAUUUUAAUGGAAGGAAUAAAUUAGAUUUUGCAGUGAAAUCUCGUCCCUAUUUUUUCAUGAAGUUAUGUAUUUGUAUAUAAUAUCAAAUAAUGAGGACAUGACGUGUAUUAAUUUUUUGGUGAGUUGCGUUUUAGAGUGAAUGAGGGUUUUAAUUACUCCUGUCUGCCCUGUCGUUGUUAUGCGUCCCCAAAAGUUGCUGUCUACUCUUGACGUAGAGGGCGGCAGGUAAGAUAAGCGUCAAAAUAUCAGCAACGAUGAAACCAACGGUAACCUGCAAUGGAAGGGGAAAUGGAAGUGUUAUUUCACUUCAUGACUCCAAUAUAUCAACGUGAUGAUUUAUUGAUUAAAAUACACCCAGUUUAGUGUG
This is a messenger RNA of Lytechinus pictus (painted urchin), 2151 nucleotides long. Its product is annotated as development-specific protein LVN1.2-like. The record is from RefSeq and is a predicted model, not a curated record. Gene Ontology annotation, cellular component: lysosome; extracellular region. Gene Ontology annotation, biological process: cell-matrix adhesion. Bases 425 to 1138 code for a protein of 237 amino acids. Gene Ontology annotation, molecular function: calcium ion binding. NCBI's taxonomy places the organism in Eukaryota, Metazoa, Echinodermata, Echinoidea, Temnopleuroida, Toxopneustidae. The transcript is spliced from 7 exons.